Olea europaea var. sylvestris is the source of this 510-nucleotide messenger RNA. Its product is annotated as rust resistance kinase Lr10-like. Gene Ontology annotation, biological process: protein phosphorylation. Gene Ontology annotation, molecular function: ATP binding; protein kinase activity. The record is from RefSeq and is a predicted model, not a curated record. The annotation marks the transcript as partial. The transcript has 2 exons. Lineage: Eukaryota; Viridiplantae; Streptophyta; Magnoliopsida; Lamiales; Oleaceae.
AUGUUUAAUGCAAUAGAAGACUUUUUAUACAGUCAGAAUAACCUGAUGCCCAUUAGCUACUUCUACUCAGACAUAAAAAUGACCCAAAGUUUUCAGAAAAAAUUGGGUGAAGAAGAUUAUGGUUCAAUUUACAAAAGAAAGCUACAAAGUGGAAGGGAUGUAGUAAUGAAAAUACUAAGCAAGUCUAAAUCAAAUGGACAAGAUUUCAUCAAUGAGGUUAUCAUUACUGGAAGAAUUCAUCAUGUCAAUAUAGUUCGACUUGUUGAUUACUAUGUUUAUAUGUUCAAAUGUGCUAUUAAAAAGCCUAUGAUUACACUUGGAGUUGCUCAAGGGAUUGAGUACUUGCAUCGAGAAUGUGACAUGCGAAUUCUGCAUUUUGAUAUCAAGCCACACAACAUACUUCUUGAUGAUAACUUAACUCUUAAAAUUUCUGAUUUCAGGCUAGCCAAAUCUUACUUGACUGGAAAUAGUGUUGUGAUUAUACAUGCAAUAAAAAUGUUAGCAUUUAUC